AUGUGCGCGAUAUCACGCGAAACUUUACGUUUAUUAUACAAUAAUUCUAUACGAACGAUAUUUAAAAGUACCGAUGUUGAAAAUGAUAAUUAUCAACGGCGUAGUAGAGGAAAACAUACUGCACCAUCGACUAAAAGAUAUCAAACACAUUUUAUGAAAUCAAUUGAAAAUCAAAAAGCGACCAUUUUUAUUGAAGAUUUUCGAAAGAUGAUUAUGUCAGCUGAUACAGACGAUGAAAUUAAUACUGUCGUUCAAGCACUAAUAAAGUACAAUUCAAAACAGUCGAUGCCCAGUGAAAAGAUUUGGGGUUUGCCUGUUAUGCAAUUACUCGCUAUUCAAAAUAAAACUGAUUAUGCCAUGCAGCUUUAUAUGAAGAAAAAUGAUUACACAGAUCAAAAACGAUUAAUCGAUGAACUUGAGCUUGAAGGAAUAGUUGGCGAAGACCCUGAUUAUUUCAGAACACCAAAUAUUUGUCUAUUCUCAUCAUCAAAAACGCAAGAAAUAAGACCUCGAUUUGAACCGAUUCGCAUUAGUGACGAUGAACUUAUGAAAAAUGUUGAUUUACCAUCAAUAUUCAACCGUGAAUCAUGUUUUCUCUAUACAAAUCCUUCCGAUCCUAGGAACGCUCCGUAUCAUCCAUUGCCAGUUAUAUUGAGUUUAGUGAAAUUAUCUAAAAAGGUCAUAAAGAUGGCCUAUUAUUUAAUGACAGAUGAAAGCACAAUUGCCGUCAUUUACAACUAUUUGAAAAAAGGGUCGGAUAUUGAACUUCAGCUCGUCAUCAACGAAACCGUCUACGAGAGAAAAGGACCAGUACAUGAUCUAUUUGAGCUCCCGAAUGUUAGAUUAACGGUUUUACGUGGUAGAGACGAACAUGGUAGUAUGCACAACAAAAUACUUAUCGUUGAUGAUGUGUUUAUGGUGUCUGGAUCAUACAAUCUAAUACACUAUGCGAAAUAUCACAAUUUUGAAUCUUGUAUUUAUACAAGAGAUCAAACAUUGUUAACCCUUUAA
This is a messenger RNA of Didymodactylos carnosus, 1011 nucleotides long. The record is from the annotation of a GenBank genome assembly. NCBI's taxonomy places the organism in Eukaryota, Metazoa, Rotifera, Eurotatoria, Philodinida, Philodinidae.